Messenger RNA from Onychostoma macrolepis, 1598 nucleotides. RefSeq names its product ring finger protein 183 (gene rnf183). Gene Ontology annotation, molecular function: ubiquitin protein ligase activity. Lineage: Eukaryota; Metazoa; Chordata; Actinopteri; Cypriniformes; Cyprinidae. The record is from RefSeq and is a predicted model, not a curated record. Gene Ontology annotation, biological process: protein ubiquitination.
AUGAGUGACAGCAAAGAGAAACCCCAGGGCAGCAAAAAAGGGCCUAAUGUCAAGCAGCUUGACAGCAAGGGCAGCUUCAACCUGGGAACUUCGGAGCAACGACAGAAACAGAAGCCUCUUAGGAGAAGCCGCAGCAAUGACGCAGAAACCCGGCGUCGAGAAAGUAGCCGAGGUAGAGAACGGGACCGAAAAGAGGGAGGAAGGCAACAACGGGGUCGCAGCGAGGAGGGUAGGAGGCGAGACCACGACCUGGAGCCUGGACACCAGAAGACCGAGCAACCUAGAGAUGACCUGCAGGACACAGAGUGCAUUGUGUGCUUCUGUAGCUUCGACAACGUCUUCAAAGCUCCCAAGUUACUCUCCUGCGGACACACGUUCUGCUUGGAAUGCCUGGCGCGCAUCAACGUGAAUUCUCCAGAGAUCAAGACGUUGACUUGUCCGAUCUGUCGGGAGCUGACGGAAAUUCGACACGGACGAGAUCUACCACAGUUGGGAAAUAACGAAGACAUCUUCCGCAAACUUCCGGCCGAGAUGCAACGGGCACUUUCUGUGCGAUUUAAACGCAGCAAGGGCAAACUCAUUCUCAAGAAUCCUCCACCAAACAGCUCCAUUAAGACCUCUUUAAAUCUGCCGGUGUUGAAGAAGAAAGAGGAGCAGGCCGGCGGUAACCCGCUUGGAAUAAUGGAGGAAGGUCUCGGCCAGGCGACUAUGAUCGAUGUGGGAAGGCCGCCAAGCAGGAUGAGGGGUCGCAUGAGAAGGUUAAUGUAUUCCAAUCAGUGCUAUUAUGCCGUUGUUGCAGCCAUCAUCGCAAUCACUGUGGCUUUAAUGCUGGUAGGCAUCUUCACCUUUGUGGUGAUGCCCUAUAUGCACGGACCAAUUAGACCAUUCCAGAACCACACUACUCCAGAAAUGUCGCCUUGAGAGAUGAGGAAACUGAUGGGCAAAGCAAAACAAGCAAUUCUUGGUGGGGCCUGUUGCUUUGAACACAACACAGCAUUUUUUGGCUUUUGUGUUAGAUUCUUUAGACAGGCUCGAUAGGAAUGAACUGGAAAAACUUGAACAUAUGAUGCACUGAAGUCUAUUGAGCACGGACAUAUUUUACACAAACUGAGACAUUGUUUUGCAAAGGUCUUUAAGAACAAGAGGCAACAAUGACGUCUAUUCUGACCAAUGAUUAACUGUAUUUUUCAAAUGGAAAUUUUAGUUUUUUUUAAAGAGCUGGAUAAUAUUAAAUAAUACGGUAAUAAUAUUAUCAUACAAUAUUACUAUGCCAUUUGAUUUCAUGAAGAAUUAUGUAUUUUCAUAUAUUUCUUAUCUAUAUGGUUUGUGGUGUUGAUGCUAAUGGACAAAAAUGUGACAACUCACCAAUGCAAAUCACCUCAGUCUAAAAAUGUGCAUUGCAACACUAAUGUAAGCUCAUGAAUGUUCUUUCUUAUUUUAGAAAGACAUUUAUUAGAAAUAGAUCCUUCUUUGACAUAUGCUGCACAUAAUGUAAAUAAUGUACUCUGAUAUAUAAUUAUGGUUUAUGUUCAUAUUUUUUUAUUCUUUUGCACAAAUGGGAAGAGGCCAAAGUGGAAAAUAAUAAACAGUUAAGACCA